Thunnus maccoyii (southern bluefin tuna) is the source of this 4709-nucleotide messenger RNA. Its product is annotated as inactive phospholipase C-like protein 2. NCBI's taxonomy places the organism in Eukaryota, Metazoa, Chordata, Actinopteri, Scombriformes, Scombridae. The transcript has 12 exons. Gene Ontology annotation, molecular function: phosphatidylinositol-4,5-bisphosphate phospholipase C activity. Gene Ontology annotation, biological process: intracellular signal transduction; lipid metabolic process. The record is from RefSeq and is a predicted model, not a curated record. Bases 193 to 3621 code for a protein of 1142 amino acids.
CGCUACGAGAGAGAGAGCGAGAGAGAGAGAGAGAGAAGUUUCCUGUGCUCCGGCGCACGGUCGCAGAUCGUUCACCUCACACGAUGGCACGUCUGUAUCCGCGUGUAGCUUUCUUGCACUGGGGGCCCUGCUGCUUUCAAGAUAAUUAAAAAAAAACAACAAAAAAAAAACAAAAACAAAAAAAGUGUCACCAUGGCUGAAUUUGGAGAGAACAAGACCACUGUCGGUCCACCGGUUGCUGGUUGGAAAGCUGCGUCGGGAGGAGCCGAAAUGAGCCUGGAGACGCACCGAGGAGAGCCGGUGUCAAACGGCAACUGCAGCGCGUCAGACACCGCGAAGAAGGUCCAAAGCGAAUCCAGCUGCGAGUCCCCGACGUGGGAGAGCGCGGGUUCAAAUUCAGCCACCAAAUCAAUCCCUCGACGCAGCAGUCUGAUCAAGGAUGGGUCACGUGCUGGUCGGGAAAGGAAGAAGACGGUGUCCUUCAGCAGCAGCCUGUCAGAGAAGAAGAUCAGCAGUGCUGCUGACUGUAUCCACUCCAUGGUUGAGGGGAUUGAGCUGAAGAAGGUGCGGCCCAACUCACGUGUAUACCAGCGCUACUACCUUCUAGAUGCAGGCCUCCAGGCUCUGUGCUGGGAGCCAUCCAAGAAGGAGUCAGACAAAGCCAGGAUCUCUCUUGCCUCCAUACGAGAGGUACGGACCGGUCGAAACACAGAAACUUUCCGCACCAGUGGAGUUUAUGAGCAGAUUUCAGAGGACUGUGCAUUCUCCAUCAUCUAUGGAGAGAUGUAUGAGAGCUUGGACCUGGUGGCCAACUCAGCAGAAGUGGCUAUUAUUUGGGUGACAGGCCUAAGGUAUCUGAUGCAGUAUGGGAAACAUGCCCUGGACAUGCUCGCCAGCAGUCAGGACAGCCUUCGUCUUGGGUGGUUGGAGCAGUUAUUCUGCUCCGUCGCUGAUUCGGACAAACAUGAAGAUGUUGAGGAAGGGAUUUGUCUGCAGUCAGCUGUCAAGUUGAUACAGAGUGUGAACCCUGGAGUGAGCAGUGGCAAAGUGGAGCACAGGUUUAAAGAGCUUCAAAGAGUUAGGGAGAGGAUGUGUGGGCUUUCCCAAGAUAAUGGAUCGGGAGUUAACGAUCACAGUGAAAACAAAAGGCAGACAGGAAGAAAUGAGAGAGUCACCAAGCAGGAGUUCAUUGACGUCUUCCAUGACUUUUGCACACGUCCAGAGAUUUACUUUCUGUUGGUGCAGUUCUCUAGCAACAAGGAGUUCUUGGACACCAAAGACCUGAUGAGGUUCCUCGAGGCUGAGCAGGGCAUGGCUCAAGUGAGUGAGGAGACCAGCCUGAAACUCAUACAGUCCCAUGAGCCAUCGGAGGAGGGCCGGCAGCAGGGAUACCUGUCGUUGGACGGCUUCACCAGUUACCUCACUUCAGCAGAGUGCCGCCUCUUUGACAGGGAGCAUGACACCGUGUGCCAGGACAUGUCCCAGCCUUUGUCUCACUACUACAUCAACUCCUCCCACAACACCUACCUCAUUGAGGACCAAUUUCGAGGUCCCUCUGACAUUUCUGGUUACAUCCGCGCCCUAAAGAUGGGCUGUCGAUGUGUGGAGGUGGACGUUUGGGACGGCCCUGAUGAGGAGCCAGUGGUGUGCAUUGGACACACCCUUUCCCCACCGCUUGCCCUGCGUUCUGUAUUGGAAGCAAUUGGAAAGUUUGCAUUUGUGGCAUCAGAGUAUCCGUUAAUUGUGUGUAUUGAGAACCACUGUUCACUUCGACAGCAGAAAGUGAUGAUGCAGCAUCUCGCGAGGAUACUUGGGGAGAAGCUAUACACAGACCCUGCAGACGAAGAGGAGUCGUAUCUUCCGUCGCCACACGCCUUAAGGCAUCGGAUCUUGUUGAAGGGGAAGAAGUCAGGGCCAGGUUCGGAAGGGGAGGACGGGGAGGUAAGUGAGGAGGAUGAAGGGGCUGAGAUGUGUCAACGGAUGAAUGCAGCUAACAGUGGAGGAGGAAGCGAGAAGGACACAGUGCAGAAAAGCGCCUCUUUCACAGCCGUCCCUCAGUGUAAUCCUACUCAUCUCCCUCCGAAACGGUUCCAACUCUUGAAAGAGCUGUCAGACCUGGUAACUCUUUGUCGCUCAAUCCGCUUCAUUGACUUUCCAACAUCAUCCAAAAGCCAAAAAGCUUGGGAAUUGUGUUCCUUUCAUGAGUCCCUGGCUGUGCGUCUCGCUGGUGAGAGCCCCCGCAACUUUGUCAACCAUAACAAGCACUUCCUGUCACGAGUGUACCCCAACCCCAUGCGCGUUGACUCAAGCAACAUGAACCCUCAGGACCUGUGGAAGUGUGGUUGCCAGAUUGUGUCUAUGAAUUUUCAGACAGCAGGACUGAUGAUGGACCUUAACACAGCCUGGUUCCGGCAGAAUGGAAACUGCGGUUAUGUUCUGCGGCCCGCCAUCAUGCGACAGGAGGUUUCUUAUUUCAGUGCCGACACCAGAGACACAGUGCCCGGUGUGGCUCCACAGCUGCUCCAUGUGAAGGUGAUUAGCGGCCAGAACCUGCCCAAGCCGAGGGGUUCUGGGGCCAAAGGGGAUGUGGUGGACCCAUAUGUGUAUGUGGAGAUCCAUGGCAUCCCAGCUGACUGCACAGAGCGCCGUACCAGGACGGUCACCCAGAAUGGGGACAACCCCAUCUUUGAUGAGAGCUUUGAGUUCCAGAUCAACCUGCCGGAGCUCGCCAUGGUUCGCUUUGUGGUACUGGAUGAUGACUUCAUAGGGGAUGAGUUUAUAGGUCAGUAUGCCAUCCCUCUGGAGUGUCUUCAGCCUGGCUACCGACAUGUACCGCUCCAGUCUCUGACCGGGGAAGACCUUCCCCACGCUAAGCUGUUUGUCCAUGUGGCCCUCACCAAUCGGAGAGGAGGGGGAAAGCCUCACAAAAGAGGUCUGUCUGUGCGGAAGGCCCGGAAGGGGCGGGAUUAUACAGCUCUGAGGGACUUGGGGGUCCGGGCUGUGGAUGAAGUUUUCAAGAUGGCUGCCCCUUUGCUGAGAGAAGCCACUGAUCUGAAGGAAAACAUGCAGAACUCAGUAGCAGUGUUCAGGGAGCUGUGUGGGGUGUCAGCGGUGGCUAACCUUAUGCAGUGCGUACUAGCUCUGGGCUCCAGAGUGGCAGGACCAGACGGGACACCUCUACUACUGUUUGACCUGCGGGACCACUACCCCACCCUGGAACCCCAGGGGCCCCUGCCGGACGUCCUUCGCCGUGUUGUCUCCACCUAUGAAAUGAUGGUCCAGGCGAGCAGAGCAGUGAUCGAGCUCUCCGAUGGAAUCUACGACAGGAUCCUGCAUAUACAGACAACGGCCAUGGAGUUUCAUGAGAAGCUACAGAGCCUGGCGGCGAAGGAGGGGCUGAAAGGUCGCAAGGUCAGCCGAGCGCUGGAGAGUUUCAGCUGGAACAUCACCAUCCUUAAGGGCCAGGCUGACUUGCUGAAACAUGCCAAGGCUGAAGUCCAGGAGAACAUGAAGCAGGUCCAUGAUGCUGCUCUGACUGGAAACCUCAGCAAAGAGGGUUUAGGAGUGAGAAGAGUGCGCUCCCAGUCACGACGAGGCCAGGACGACAAACCCACGGCAUAGCAAGCGAAUGAGAGAGGACGUGACCAAAUUGCCAUUGUAGCUGCUGUGACGAACUUUCCUCGUGUUAUUGAAUUUUUCCAACAUCCUAUAGCAAGUCCCCUGUUUCUAAAGAAGAAGUACAGAAGAGUUAAUGAAUGUAAAAGUCUUCAAAAUGCAGCCAAACGCAGAAGUAGCUGCUGAGAGGAGGCGGAAAUUAAAAGAUUCUGGGAAGAUGAAUGUAGGUAGAUGUGAAGCCAAGGUUCAGUUGUUCGUACUGUAUUAAACUGUAAAUACACCAAAUGUCUACUAACCUCUUCUUACAGUAUGUGCAUUGUCUUUGAGGUCGAGGUGUGUCUUGUCAUUUUUCGAGCAUUGUCUGGGAUGACUCAAAGUUUAACCAACAGAUGUUCAAAAUCUUGAUUUCUUUGAUAAACUGCCACGUCCACACGAUAGCUGCUUAACAAAGCUCUAUGAUCUAGCAACAUCAAGUAAGGAUUCAAAUUAAAAUCAGGCUGCAGUGCCGGUGCAUUACAAGAGACACACUCUCUCGAUUAUUUUCAUUGGAAAAGCUAAUGUUUAUGGAUGUUUUAGAUGUUUUUCUUAUCGUCAUGACCCAGUGCAGCCCCCCCUUACUUCAUGUUUGUCUUCAGCUUCUUUCCAUUAAUUAUUUGUAUCCUGGUUUUCUCCUCUUGAUCCAGUAACCUUGAGGUCCUUCAUCAUGCCACAACAUCUCUCAUUAUUAUUGUCUCACGUACAGUAUUCUAUAUUUUUGUAUCUUCCUGAGGCCCUUGUGCUUAACUGAACCACAAUUACCCGCUGUAAUGCUGAACUCCAGAACUGUAAAUGUCUGCCUGUAGGGAACAAAAUGCUGUUAUGUUGACAGUGCAGUUACUUUGUGUGCAAAACACUGUACAGUAUUUUAAUAUGUAAUUCUAUCCUUUUGCUGUUAAAAGAAUAUUUUACAUAAGUUAUUUAUCUUGAGUGGAAACAUUCCAGACACAUGUACCGGCGCAGUAGAUGAGGCUCUACCCGUCCAGCUCUGUAAGAAGAGUUCAUGAUUACCUUCCUUAUAAAUCAGGAUGGAAAUAAACUAGUUUUUAAAUGAGUGA